This is a messenger RNA of Sinocyclocheilus grahami, 2088 nucleotides long. RefSeq names its product endochitinase A-like. The record is from RefSeq and is a predicted model, not a curated record. Bases 488 to 2068 code for a protein of 526 amino acids. Lineage: Eukaryota; Metazoa; Chordata; Actinopteri; Cypriniformes; Cyprinidae. The transcript has 4 exons.
CCUUGCCCAAACUGCUCCAGGCAGCUCUGUAUCUGCUUCCUUGCCUCUGCCCCCAGUUCAACAGCCUUCAAGCAGUUUGGUGUCCUCUGGAUCAGCCAUUUCGGGUGUUGCUAGUGGAUCAAUUUUGGAGACCCAGUAUGCUGCAAGUGGUUCUGGAUCCCUUGUUUCUAACCAAGGAGAGGGUAAUGGCUACGCUGAGCUUGGCAUUUCUGGCCCGUCUACCAGUGAUAGUUUGCAUGUGUCCAGCUCCCAGGCAACAUCUGUUCAUCAAUCAGCAGACGCCUCUUUGCCCGUGUUCUCUCAGGAGAGUGUCCCUUACAGUAGCUGGUCUAGCCAGGCUCAAGGCUCUGCCACUUCUCAGGACAGCUCUGGGGCUGUAUUGUCUGCAAGUUCUGUCCAGUCUAUCCCCACACAAGUAGGGAAUAACCGUUACAGUGGUGUGUCCCAGUCUCCCACUACCUCCAGUCUGUAUACCGCAGGAUCCCGUAUGUCUAACAAGCUUGAUGCUUUACCCCUGGGGGUUUCUAGCCAGUCAACAAGUGCUCAAAGUUCACCUAGUGUGUCUACAUCAAGCACUCAGACCAGGUAUGGUACUCCGUUAGCAACUUCUAGUCGUUAUGUCCCUGUACAGGGAGCUAGUAGCUCUAAUAGUUUUUCUCUCAAUCCUCCGGGUACUCUGGGUCAGUAUGCUCCUGGAUCCCCUACCAAAUAUGCAAGCGCUCGCAUGUCUUCACCCCAAGCUAGUAGUAGCGGGUCUUCCAAUAAAACCGUUUCACAAGUUGGUUCUCAGUCUCAAAUGGGAGCUACUGGUCAGUUUACAUCUCAGGGAGGGAGCUAUUAUAGUGGGUUGCUUCCACAGUCUCCAGCUACCUCUAGUCAAUCUGCUCUUGGCUACUCCAAGCUUAUUUCCUCACCCCAAAGGACUUCCAGUCAGUCUGCCAGUGUAUUGAGUUCCCAUAAGCAAUAUGCCUCUGCCUCCCAAGGCAGCUUUGGGGCUCAGUUUGGGGCCUCUACAGGUUUUGCCUCGCAGGGAAUGAGCAGCUCUUACAGUGGUUCUGUCCAGUCACAAGGUACCACAGGUUUAUAUUGCAAGUGUGCACUGUCAUCCCAAGGUGUAGAUAGUCAGUCUACUAUUCAGAGUUCACGUAAGCAGUUCACCUCUGGCUAUGGCACCCAGUCAGGGUCUAAAACCUUCACUCUGCAAGGAAGUAUCGCUUUUGAUGGGUCACCACAGCCUCAAGGCAGCUCUGGCACCCAGGCAGGGUCCUCUACUCCCUUCACUCUGCAGGGAAGCACUGCUUAUGGUGGAGCACCUCAAUCUCAAGAUUCCACAAGUCAGUUUGCCCGUGGACCUCAAUCCCCCUAUGCAAGUGUGUCCCUGUCCUCACCCCAAGGUGUUACUGGUCCUAGUACGGUUCAGAGUUCACGGAAGCAGUUUACUUCUGUAUUUAGAGGCAGCUCUGGGGCUCAAUUUGGAGCUUCUACUGGUUUUGCCCCAGAAAGCGUAAAUCGCCUUUACAGUGGUUCUGUCCAGUCUCAAGAUCCUGCAAGUCAAUUUGCCCCAGGAUCUAAAUCCUCCUAUGCAAGCGUAUCCCUGUUCUCCCCACAAGCUGGUCCAUCUACUACUGUUCAGGGUUCUCGGAAGCAGUUUACAUCUACCUUCACAGGCAGCUCUGGCUCCCAGGCAGGAUCCUCUACUCGCUUCAGCCUGCAGGGAAGCACUGCUUAUGGUGGAUCCCCUAAACCUCAAGAUGCCACUAGUCGGUUUGCCCCUGGUUCUCAGUCCUCCCAUGCAAGCGUGUCACUGUCUUCACCCCAAGCUGGUCCAUCUACUACGGUUCAGAGUUCUCGGAAUCCGCUUACCUCUACCUUCACAAGCGGCUCUGGCACCCAGGCUGGGUCAUCUACUCCCUUCCCUCUGCAGGGAAGCACCACUUAUGGUGGAUCACCACAGCCUCAAGAUACUGCUGGCACAUUUGCCCCUGGGUCUCUGUCCUCCUAUGCAAGUGUAUCCCUGUCCUCACCCCAAGCUGUUGCUGGUCCUAGUAUGGUUCACGGAAGCAGUUAACUUCUGUAUUUAGAGGCAGC